CAGUAGUUGAAUCCAAAAGCAGAUGACACCUAGUUGUCGGAUCGUCGUAAAUCCGCUCCGUUACUCCCAGCAGCCCUACUAAUGUGCCCUAACAGACAUUCGUCACCACCACGCUGCCACGGCAACACCUAUAGCUUUAAAGAUCCCCGACGCCUUCCUCGUGCUCUUCAUAACUCAUCGCUUUCUCGCGUUCCUAGGAUAAGAACAGUCUAUCUUUGCUCCAAAACACGGAAUGCUUCACUCUCUUCAGCCCGGUGGUGUCGUUCUGGCCACGGAGAAGCUAACUUGGCAUCUUCACGGAUUCCCAACGACCAAAAGAAAGAGCCACUUAUAGUAGAGGCAACACAACUAUCCAAUGAAGACUACUGUAGUUUAGUAGCAGUGUAUUUCGAAGCAGUUAUAGAGUGUGCAGCGAUGGCGCAGGAAGAGGGAUCUAAUAUUGCGCCGGGACAUCGGAAUGACGUUAUAACCAGCCCCGCUCUAGGCGUCGGCGACUACAUCCUCAAGUGCCAGCGCUCAACAAAGCAAAUCUGGCUGUAUUCGCCGAUCUCAGGGUAGGAAGGCUACGACUGGGUUGUACAUGGGCAGAAGCAAUAUACCGAUGAUGGCGUAACGAUGGGACAAUGGCUACAUAUGAGUAAGGGUACAAACUUGUCAGAGGUAUUGAAUACAGAGUCGGGUUUACAAAUG
Messenger RNA from Lindgomyces ingoldianus, 690 nucleotides. RefSeq lists its product as uncharacterized. The coding region runs from base 82 to 558 and encodes 158 amino acids. Gene Ontology annotation, molecular function: ferric iron binding. The transcript has 2 exons. Lineage: Eukaryota; Fungi; Ascomycota; Dothideomycetes; Pleosporales; Lindgomycetaceae. Gene Ontology annotation, biological process: iron-sulfur cluster assembly. The record is from RefSeq and is a predicted model, not a curated record.